UUGCAGCCAAAACAUAAGAAGUGGAUCGACAAAAAACAUUCGAAAACUUAUCGUUUAAUUCCUCAGAUUAAUGAAUCUGGUGGCGAGUGUGCACAAAAAUCGGUGCAAGAAAAGGAUGUGGAAGAACACGACAGGUGUGGUAUAUAUUUUAAUGAUGACUACAAUUAUUUGAAACACCUCAAGAGUGUUAAUGAGGCAGCGAAAAGCACAAUGGAACGAACAGUUAUUAAAGUUCCUCCAAGAAAAACAAAUCUUUCAGAAAAUGUCUUCGAAGCAAAUGGUUAUGAAAUUAGUGUUGAGCUUUUGAAGCAAGGCAUAUUACCUGCGGAAAUGCACAUAGAUCCAGAAAUUAUUUCGGAGAUAACAGAUGAUGAAUUCGAAAAUCCUACAAAUGAUCUAGAAGAUGAUUUUGUUCUACAAGCUAGUGGUGGUGAAAUACCGUCGUUAGAACCACCAGUUCCAUUUCCGUCGAAAAAAAAUGAAUUCCGAGAAGUGCGUUUGGAGAAUGAAUUUGAAUCUGAUGAUAGAUCAGAGUCGGAGGAAAUAUUGGCUGUUGCUAUUACUACAGAAAUCAAAUGUUCUUUUCUAGAAGACUUUUCGGAUCAUAACGAGCAAGUAUUGAAGGAAGAUAGUUUUGUUCCUAUUGAGAGCAAGAAGAAACUACGAUAUAUUGAUGAACAGUUCGAGAAAAUGUGUGAAGAAUAUAGCGAAGCGGAUAGUGAAGCAAAUGAGGACGAAAAUGAUGGCAUGUUAGAUCCUAAUUCUGAUCACAUAAAAACGCUUGCAAAAGAAUUCAAGAAUAAAAAGAUAGAACUUGUUCUGUUUGUUAAUGAGCGUACUUUGGAGGAAAACGAUGUAGUAGCCCGUCGAUAUGCAGAAAUAUAUGAUGAAGACGAAGAGGUAGAGGAGGAAUUGGAACGUGUUGCUAUAACUUGUUCUGAUAAGAAAAAAGCAAAAUGGGACUGUGAAACUAUUGUUUCGACUUACUCGAAUAUUUAUAAUCGGCCUACAGUUAUUGCUGAUUCGUCGCAUAAGCGAAGACUGAAGCCAGUUCUGCGAGAAAUUGAUGUUAACUUCCAAUUCAAUUUAAUUUGUGAAAGCAUAAUCAGUAUUCCUUAUGGUAUGCAGAAAAUGGAUGAAACACAGACUGAAGUUUCAAAAACAUCAGUAUCAACCAGAAGAACACGAGGAGAAACAACGGAGGAACGAAAAAAUAGAAAAUCAGUCAUUAAAUUGAUUCGAGCGGAACGUAGGGCUGAGAAAAAAUGUAAUAAAUUGGCAUUCAAGGAAGAAAGGAAGAAGCUAGCUGCAUCUAGAAGUAAACUGCCUAUAAAAACAUUGCCUAUUUUGUGA
Messenger RNA from Thelazia callipaeda (thelaziosis nematode), 1353 nucleotides. The record is from the annotation of a GenBank genome assembly. NCBI's taxonomy places the organism in Eukaryota, Metazoa, Nematoda, Chromadorea, Rhabditida, Thelaziidae.